Stegodyphus dumicola is the source of this 1639-nucleotide messenger RNA. RefSeq names its product FAD-dependent oxidoreductase domain-containing protein 1-like. Gene Ontology annotation, cellular component: cytoplasm. The record is from RefSeq and is a predicted model, not a curated record. Lineage: Eukaryota; Metazoa; Arthropoda; Arachnida; Araneae; Eresidae. Gene Ontology annotation, biological process: mitochondrial respiratory chain complex I assembly.
AAUUUGAGCCUGAUGGAUUAAGAAAUGCUUUUGGAUAUUCUGCGUUAAACUCUUAGUAGAAUUCUAAAGCAGUCUGUGGAAUAACUAAAUUUUGGUUUUGAAAAUCUGGCAAAGAUUGGAAAUUUUGAAAGUCUUCUAAAUUUUUUCGAAGUAUAAAAUGUAUAAAAUAGUAAAAUCUUCUUUACUGCGGCCAAAUUUUGCUUUGCGAUUUUAUCCAAAGCCGCGUAGUAUUAGCUCUGAAGAUGCAAACAAAAUUCAAAAGUAUAAAGAUUUGAAUUCAAAAGAGCGAAAGGAAGAAAACGAUCCUUCCAUAACGAGAAAGUUUGGUCCAACGGAUGGAAAAUUUCCCAAGUUUACCGAAUAUGCGAUCGUUGGCGGAGGGGUCAUGGGUUCGGCCAUUGCUUAUUCCAUGAAACAACGAGCUCCUAACAGUUUUCAGUUGAUGGUAGUCGAAAGGGAUCCCAAAUACACACGGUCGUCCACAGCACAUUCUGUUGGAGGAAUUCGUCAGCAGUUUUCCUUGCCGGAAAAUAUCCAGCUUUCCAUGUAUGGUGUAGAGUUCCUUAAGAAUAUCAAGCAGCAUCUAAGCGUUUCUGGUGACGAUCCUCCUGAAGUACAGUUUCAACCUAAUGGCUACCUUUUCUUGGCAAGUGAAGAAGGAGCGGAGCAGAUGGUACAGAAUCACAAAAUUCAAAAAGAACUGGGAGCCAAAGUUGAGCUUCUGCGACCAAAACAAUUGAGUUUGAAAUUUCCUUGGUUAAAUUUAGACGGUAUAGAAAUGGGAUCAUAUGGUUUUGAAAACGAAGGCUGGUUUGAUCCAUGGGCUUUACUCUGCGCCUUCAAGAAGAAAGCUGUAUCUUUAGGUGCCAAUUACGUUCACGGAGAGGUGAUAGGAUUUGAAUUUGAAGAUAAGUCAUAUAUUGCUGAUGACACCAUAGACCCUACUAUUCGAACUCAUAGAAUGUAUGUAAAAGACGAAGUUGGCGAAGUACAUUCCGUUGAAUUUGGGAAUUUAGUAAUUACUGCAGGACCAUAUUCCGGUGAUGUUGUGAAAAUGCUGCACGAUGGUCUAGGACCCGAGUUUUUGAAAAUACCUCUUCCCGUUGAACCAAGGAAAAGAUAUGUUUAUGUUAUUAACUGUGAGAAAGGACCUGGCAAAGACAUGCCUCUCACAAUUGAUCCGACGGGUACAUACGCACGUCCAGAAGGAUUUUCUGGUAAAUAUCUUUGUGGAAGGUCACCGUUAUCUAAUGAAGAACCAGAUGUCAGCAGUUUAGAAGUCGAUUACGAUUUUUUCCAAAAAUCCGUUUGGCCAGCUUUGGCAUAUAGAAUACCAGCAUUCGAAGCGGUAAAGGUAUCAAGUGCAUGGGCUGGAUACUAUGAUUACAACACAUUCGACCAAAAUGCAUUAUUUGGUGCACAUCCUUACUUCCCAAAUGUAUUCUUUGCCACUGGUUUCAGUGGUCAUGGUAUACAAAUGGCUCCUGCUAUUGGACGGGCUAUGACAGAACUACUGUUAGAUAAAGCGUAUGUUACUAUCGACAUGUCAAGAUUCCAUUUGUAUCGCGUAUUUAAAGAAGAACCUUUGUACGAGCAAAAUAUUGUGUAAGAACUUUACGAUUAAAAUUUUCAAAACUCA